CAAUGGUAAAUUAGGAGUUUAGCGGCAAUUUUUUUUACAAAGACCCCAACAAUUUAUUAUACGAAAGGCAGACCUUGGACUGUCAACUUUUUAAUCCUCUUUGCGGUUGGAAAAUUAGAAUGAAGAAACUCCAUGACACCAGCCAAAACACUCUAUUUUCUUGGCGAUUUUGGUAGUAUAGAGUCUUGUCUAGUUUUAUCUGAAGCUUUUGUCUAUUAUUUAAUUAAUGUCGUUUAAAAAUAAAACGAAAAUACCGGAACUACAUCUGGCGCCUGUGGUCUAAACGGUGGUGAUUCACAAAACCGUCCUAACUGUGUGCGUUUUGAAAACACAGAUGAGAAAUAUGCUCCCAGAUCUGACAUGGUACGUAUCCAAAGUAAUACGCGUCUUGUACCAUCCAAUAUUACUCAGGAUCCUGAUGCCGACGGUUUCGUGGAAGUCUUCAUGAAUCACCCACAUACCAUGGACACCUCGAGUGGUGCAUCUAAUUGUCCCAGUUCCGUUGCAACCGCCAAGACGUUGGACACCGAAGAAAGCCCAUUCCAAAGAGCCUUACUGGACGGCCUAAAAAGCACAUCCACAAAUGAGGCGGAUAACGCGUUGUUAGCCAACUUAACACCGUCGCAGCUUUUGAAGCAUUUACUGAGUGGUUACAGCGAGAGAAAAAGUGACAAUGACGAUUCGAACGAGUUCGAAGAAAAUUUGGACGAUGAAUCAAACUGCAAGAGUCAUAGUCGGAAGUGCACUGAGUCACUGCUGUUGAAUUCGGAAAAGCAACAGGUGAAUCAUAACAAUGGACUAAUAAAUAAUACGCGAAACAGCGUCGGUGUUAGUUAUAACUUUUCUUCGCCGUCGGAAACUGUUGUUCGAUCUUCAAAUGCUGCGUCAAACACCAGUGAAUUUUAUAAUCAAGUGCGGGCAAAAUGUAGUGUUAGCAUGGUUAAGAACUGUGACUUUAAAAUAUGCAGUGAUAAAAUUUUGAACGAAACCAGCUACCACACGCCUAAUGAUAAUGAUUUAUCUGCCAACAUUUAUGAGUUUAGAGACAAUACGCAUUCUGCUAGUGAUGAAAGCGUUUCAACGGGUUCAGAGCAAAACGGAAACUCGGCCUUUUCACCGCUCAAUGAUUGUCCCUUUGGAGAAGAUACCGUUGACUUUAUUUUGUCCGAAAGUGCAUUUAAUGACGAAAAUUCCGUCACGUUUUCGAAAGUAUCAGACGAGUUUACUAACUUGAAAUGCAAGGAAGUGACUAGACCAGAAAAGGACCAUAUUUUUUGCGUAAAAGUAAAAGAAAACAAAGUGGGAAAGGCCAAAAAGAACAAACAAGAAGAAAAUGACAAGGAGAGUGAUGAAUCCAUGGUUCUUGUCCCUUCAGAUCCAAUUGAGUGGACAUCGGGUCAUAUUCGUUCAUGGUUGAAAUGGGCAACCAAAAAGUUUAGCCUUUACCCAUCUCCUGAUCCGAAAAAGUUUCCGGAUGCAGGACAGGAUUUGUGCAAAUUAAAUAUUAGUGAUUUUGAGGCUAUUGCGGGAAAUAAGAGAAAUGCAAUAUUGCUAGCUAAGCAUAUAGCUCAUCUUCGUCACAGUGUCACUGGAAGGGCCAGUAGCCCAUUGAAUUCUGCUUGCAAAGUGGAUGACGACAAUGAUGAAGAUCCUUACCAAUUGUUGAAUGCUGCAUCGAGUCGAUUGGUCGCUCAAGGCUCUGGGCAGAUCCAGCUCUGGCAAUUUUUGCUAGAGCUGCUUGGGGAUUCGUCGAAUGCAGCGUGUAUCGCUUGGGAGGGCACCAAUGGAGAAUUCAAACUCACAGAUCCUGAUGAGGUCGCGCGACGCUGGGGAGAACGGAAGGCUAAACCCAACAUGAACUAUGACAAACUAAGCAGAGCACUCAGGUACUAUUACGACAAAAACAUAAUGUCGAAAGUUCACGGCAAGCGUUACGCUUACAAAUUCGACUUUCAUGGGCUAAUGAUCGCAUGUCAAGCCCAAGCUCAAGGCCAAACUGACGUCACAAUGAAUUACACUAAAUACCAGCCACAUCAAAGUGAACUUGGAUCUGCCUUGUACCCAACAGCAUCUUCUGCAAAUGGGAAGCUGCCCAGUCUGCUUCCACACGGAGCGCAACAUGCACAAACCGGGUUGUUUCCAUCCCCGCCCUACUGGCCCUAUUCCCCUGGAUCCUUCGAUCCCCGUACUCCACAUUUCAAUUAAAUAAAUCUUUAUGAAUCGUGUACUUGUACUUAUGUUUUUUAAAUUCUUAAUGUUUGGAGAUUUUAGUAGGUCCAAACUAAAACUAUGUAAGUACGGAAUAUCUACCAUUGUUCCUUCAAUGUGUGUGCAAUUUAUAAUGUUUUACGUUUCAGUUUCACAUUUUUUGUAAAUACAAUUAAUAUUCGUUUGUUAUUAAUAAAAAACUUUG
Agrilus planipennis (emerald ash borer) is the source of this 2413-nucleotide messenger RNA. RefSeq lists its product as uncharacterized. The record is from RefSeq and is a predicted model, not a curated record. Gene Ontology annotation, molecular function: DNA-binding transcription factor activity, RNA polymerase II-specific; sequence-specific DNA binding. NCBI's taxonomy places the organism in Eukaryota, Metazoa, Arthropoda, Insecta, Coleoptera, Buprestidae. The transcript has 4 exons. Gene Ontology annotation, cellular component: nucleus. Bases 361 to 2205 code for a protein of 614 amino acids. Gene Ontology annotation, biological process: cell differentiation; regulation of transcription by RNA polymerase II.